Messenger RNA from Anopheles marshallii, 545 nucleotides. RefSeq lists its product as uncharacterized. The coding region runs from base 51 to 545 and encodes 164 amino acids. The record is from RefSeq and is a predicted model, not a curated record. NCBI's taxonomy places the organism in Eukaryota, Metazoa, Arthropoda, Insecta, Diptera, Culicidae. The transcript has 3 exons.
CCUUGCGAACAGAACAGAUACAGUAAACUUUCAAAACAACCGUUUCAACUAUGAGGACCUAUAUUGCACUAUUGAUGCUUGGCGCGUUGAUCCUUGCGUCGGCAGCGGAAAUCGGAACAGCCCAUCCGAAGGAAAAACGUGCUGCCAACGACCAGGCAAGUGCAACCGUACAAAAAAUUAUGGAGAAAGGUAUGGUUUUCGCCGGUAAUGUUGUGGAAAAGUUGAAAAAUAGUGAAGUGGCUCGAAAACUGGUCGGCAAAGUGUUGGGAGCAAUGGGGGACCAACGAGGCAAACGCUCGAUACAAAUUGAUGCCGCGAUCACAAACUACAAUACGGUCCAUUUCCAGAAGCUUCAAGUACGCAAAACCCUUACUAAUGAAGCUAGUAAAAAUUGCCACACAAUCUGUCCAAUCGGUCAGAACGAGCUGAAUUUCAUUGAAACCGUUUCCAUUGCUGUGCAGCAGGCUCUAGGAGAGGUCAAUAAGAUCAUAAACGGACAAAAGGUAGCAUUUCACGUUCCAAAACCAACUUCAGUUGCCGCGUAA